Messenger RNA from Penicillium subrubescens, 4434 nucleotides. RefSeq lists its product as uncharacterized. The transcript is spliced from 5 exons. The coding region runs from base 1 to 4434 and encodes 1477 amino acids. The record is from RefSeq and is a predicted model, not a curated record. Lineage: Eukaryota; Fungi; Ascomycota; Eurotiomycetes; Eurotiales; Aspergillaceae. Gene Ontology annotation, molecular function: ADP binding.
AUGACCCAUCAUCCCUCCGUCAAGCCAUUUGGCUUGACGCAGGUCUACGCCCCUCCGCGCGGGGAGAUCCCCACCGUGGAUAUAGUCUUUGUUCAUGGCUUGAACGGUCACCCCGAGAAUUCUUGGACUAGCAAGACCUCUGGCUGCUUCUGGCCAGUUGAUCUUCUACCUGAUGUGCUAGGACAGUUGCGACCUCGAAUUCUAACCUACGGUUAUAACGCGAACGUCGCUGCUUUUACGGAUGGCGCGUCGCGCGACUCCAUCGUGAGCCAUGCAGAAACGCUAGCGUCAAACCUCGCCGCAAAUCGGAAUCUACGCAGCUGUUCCGAUCGGCCGAUCAUCUUUGUUUGUCACUCUCUCGGUGGCCUCGUCGUAAAGCGCGCCCUUAUCUACUCCCGCAGCCUAUCGAAUGAAAAGACCGAACACUUGCGCUCGGUGUAUGUCUCGACUUUUGGCAUUCUUUUCCUCGGCACUCCGCACAAUGGCUCGGACAUUGCGAAAUGGGGUCUUCUAUUACACAAGAUCUGCACGGCUGUCCUGCCCAAGAAGGUUAUGGAGGGCUCACCACAGUUGAUCAAGGCACUUCAGACAAACAACGAGACCCUACAACACAUUAACAGUCUGUUCGCCGAUAUUAUGAGCCGCUUCCACAUAUAUCUCUUUCACGAGACUCGAUCAAUGGAUGUACGAGGUACGCGGGAGAUUAUUGUCGACGAGGCAUCCGCGGCGCCCUACUUUGAAGGUGUCGAGCGAGGCGGUAUCGAGGCUGACCACAGCCACAUGUGCAAGUUCGACGAUGAAAACUCAUCAGGCUAUGAAGUGGUCGCUGAAGCGAUCCUCCGAUAUUCUCGCCAAGCGCCCUCCGUCAUCGCCGAUCGUUGGAUCGAAGAGCGCAAGACCCGAACUCUGGAGAAGAAGGCCAAAGCACGCGAGAUAUACGACGGCACCGAUGACACCGUGGGCCAGAGCAUGCCUGACUUGAAGACGCCUGCCACUGGUUACUCUGUACCGGACCUGCGCCGAGGGUCUGCCACUGAUGCUUACAAUCCCUCAACAAGUGAAUUGGGCAAAACUGUUACAUUGCCACUCUCCCGUUCUUUAAACAGUCUUCCAUCUCAAAAUGACCCUCCGCUUUUCGUCGCACCGCCCGGAUUUCAUCCGAACGCCACUUUCUUCGGAAUGCAGACGGAACUCGAGGAGCUUCAUAGACGGCUGUUCAGGGCCAAAGCGCGUGCAGAGCGGGCUAUGGCCGUCCUAAUAGCUGGUGUCCCAGGAUCUGGGAAGACCCAUCUUGCACGCCAGUAUGUCUUCGCACAGCGCGAGUGCUACACAGGCGGAAUAUUCUGGGUUGACGCCAAGUCCCGCGAGUCAGCAUACAAGUGCUUCUGGGAGAUCGCACAAGCCGCCACACUCGUGGACCACAAAGAGGCAGAAGAUCCCAACUACCAAAAGUCCCGAACAUACGUGAAUGCGGUUCGGAACUGGCUGCAAUCACGCAAUGAGUGGCUGUUGGUUUUUGACGGAAUCACGUUCGACCAUGAUGAUGAUAUCAAUGAUUUCCGACCAUUUUUGCCCUGGAAUAAGAGAUGCAGCAUCAUUUAUACGUCCAUCGAUGCUACGCUGCGGAAGAAACAGCGGCUUUUUGAACCGUAUUGUCUGCAUAUGCCGCGUUUGAAGGUUGAAGAUGCCUGCAGGCUUCUUUACAAGGACCUCGGUAUUAGAAGACCCACAGCUGAGCAGGCUUCCAAGGCUACGGAGCUAGUUGAACAUUAUGAAUGCCUCCCUCUCGCAAUUCACGCUAUAGGCCAUCGCCUCAAUGCUACGGGGAAGCCGAUCGAGAGAUACCGAGUCAAGCACCAAGUGACUGACAAGAAGCUUGCCGAGCCGUUUCUAAGCAUCAUGAACGAUCUAUAUCGCUUAAACCAGCGGGAGGCCUUGAAUUUGAUCAACCUGCUUUCAUUUCUCGGUCACCACGUCCCUGUCGGCUUGCUUAUGCUUGGGAGAUCUAUUAUGACUGUGGAAAAUGCAGAGAUCAUGUCCAGUGCACAAUCAGGGGAAGACCCUGACCUUGACACCACUUUGGGCACCUUGAUCCACUAUGGUCUGGUCGAGCGGACCUCAGAUGCGGAUCUUAGUUUUCAGUCUAAUGGAUCGGCGCAAACUUCGAGUGAUGAAAUGCACGCUGAACCCAAACCUACUCCCCAGUUGACCGAUUCGUUUACGGAAAGCAGUCAAGAUGGCUUUUUCUCCAUUUACCGGGGAAACUCGGUAGUGGACGUGGUCAAGAUUCACAGCGUCGUGCAAGGCUUUUGUCGCGAUGAACUCAAGAUCAAGGAUGAAGAAUACAAGGAUUUGAAGCAGAAUCCGGGAUUUUACGAUUCGUGGCUGAUCGUUGCUACUCGGUUCCUCUGCAGAUCUUACGAGACGGCCAAGGAAAGAAUGGCUCAUUACCAUGACUGUGGACUCGUCCGUGAUUACCGCGAGUAUGAGACCCACGCAUCUCGCCUGCUUGAGCUCUUCCCUAAGAAAUCCGCAAUCGGAAAUCACCCGUACGUUCUGCGUGAAGCACACGAAAGCUUGCGACAGUUGAUGAAAAGUAUCAGCGGCGAGAUUGAUCGCAUGUCCCCCAGCUCCUCACAAGAGUCAGCUCGCAACCAGAAGUCCGUGUUUGACCGAUCAAGCAGCUCCUCUUCCUCAUUCCCUGAAUCAUCAGCUGAUGAAGGCGGUCUUUCACGCCAGUCCACUUGGAAUUGGACCGAGUCGGGCUCUAUUCGUGCAGAGUCACCGGAGGAAAUGAUGGGUCUGCCUCGGUUUAAAUUAGAGCUGUUUCCUCCUCAUAUUUUCCGACAACAAGCUGGCUCUGAGUCAGAGGAUGGCUAUGAAACCGAUGGCGAAGCGAAAGAAGCACCUCGCAUAUCUCCGGCACUCUCACAGAUGAGUCAAACUACGGAAAGGCCCACGGAGAGGCUUACGGAGAAGCUUACGGAGAAGCUUCCGGAGAGACCUAUGGAGAGGCCUACGGAGAUGUCGAAGCAAACACCACCUUCGGCGAGUCCACCCGUUCCUCGCGAGGAUACGCAAGAGUGGCAGCUGGUUGAUCGCCAUUCAAGAACCCGUUCCACGGGGCCAAGACCAAGCAAGCGGCCGCGCGGGCCUGGUAGAUUUCGCGGUGCCAAACCAGACACCCCGGUGGUGAAAGUGUCUCAAAUUCAGGGACGGGGAUCCUCCAGUCGCGUACCCUCUGAUCACAGUGAAGGGUCUUCGAUUUUGGCCUCUGCGGCUGAAAAAGCACUGGCUGCCGUUCGGCGGAUCAGCGGUGGAAAGACAGGCUCGGACAUGAACACUCCUCCGUCUAAUAAAGAGAAUAUGCCAACUUGGGCGAGUAUAGCCGCUAGGCGGAUGCUUGAGGCUAAUGAGACUCCGAUGAGGCGUCCAGCGUCUAUGCCAGCCACACUGGGUCCAGAGGCUCCAGUUAGUUCGGGGCUACAAAUGAAGCCUUCCGUGGAAUCCCUUGACAGCCAGUCAAGCCGUGUCUUUGCGUCUCCGCUCUCUCACGAGCUGAUGUCUCAUGAAAUCAUCGAGCCAUUGGCUCGAUCAACAUAUAGUGACCCAGGCCGAGAUUACUUGGAGCAGUCACUGGGAGCCUUGGAUUUGCAUACUGCACCUACCUCACAGAUCAACUCUCGUCGCCCUUCUAUACAGGAUGACAUUGAGACCACUAUACGACGAGAUUUGUCUGCGAGCACUCCCUCGGUGUUUCCGUAUGGAAUCCCCACUCGAGAAUUGUCUGCAACAGGGUCCGAGUCAACGGUCAACCAAACCGCCGAACGCCCGGGCUCUGAAGCUCUCUCGCGUGGCUCCUCCAAUUUCUCACACCAGUCCUGGGCCACAGAGCCCGUUCGCUCCCCACCACGCUUCUCUCCAGCCUCAAGCUUCGCACAGCCAAGUGACAUCACGCGCAGUCCAACCCCACUGCUUCAGCAACGUGCACUGCCCAGCACCGGAAGCUGGACAUCUGAUCGACCCCUCUCAAGCAGCGUCAGUGCCAUCCAAUCAGACAACCUCUACCCGGUUUUACCACAAAACCAUCGGCGACUGGGCUCCGUCGAUGAGCGUCUCAGAAACGUGGAACUAGCUUGGGAUCCGGCGGUUGGCCCAACACAACUUCUUCAUUUCGGGGGUCACCGCGUCGAUGUUCGUGAUGCACGACUGAGACUACAGGAAGUGGGACGGCUUCAAACACCGAGACAUAUGCCGACGUAUCAACUUUAUCAUUCGAAUAUGUCGGGACCAUUGGUUCAGGGUGAUGGACAUGUAUAUGCACCGGCGCGGGCGCUGGAGGUUUAUGGAGUGCGUGCUCGGAGUGGGAGCUCCCCGUCGAGACCGGAGUUCAAUGGUUUGGGUGUGCAGUUUAAUGAUCGCGUCUUUGAUUGA